CUGCGUUGAUCCCAGACACGUUCAGACGAACAGCGACAUUCAACAUGGCAGAAGAAGCACCCGCAGCAGCACCGGCGAAAGCCCCGGCAAAAGCCCCGAAGAAGAAGAGCGCUCCCCGGCCCAAGAAGGAUGGACCCAGCCUCCCGAAGCUCAUCGUGGCCGCCGUGGCCGAGUCCAAGGAGCGCAAGGGAACCUCCCUGGCGGCUCUGAAGAAGGUCCUGGCCGGGAAAGGCGUCGAUGUGACCAAGGCGAACAAGCGCAUCAACACCGCCGUCACCAAGCUGGUCACCGCCGGUACCCUGGCUCAGACUAAGGGCACCGGGGCCUCCGGCUCCUUCAAGCUCGCCAAGAAAGAGCCCAAAGCCGCCGCUAAGCCCGCAAAGAAGGUGGUGAAGAAGAAGGCAGCCACCAAAGUUAAGAAGCCCGCUGCCGUCAAGAAGACCGCACCGGCCAAGAAGACACCUGUUAAGAAAGCAGCCGUCAAGAAGUCGCCCAAGAAGAAGGCAGCGGCCAAGAAACCCGCCGCCGCAAAGAAGGUGGUGAAGAAGAGCCCGAAAAAGGCCGCGGUCAAGAAGCCAAAGGCAGCGAAGAAGACUCCGGUCAAGAAAGCGCCAGCAAAGAAGACCGCAGCCAAGAAGGCCAAGAAGUAAAGCUCUCGUCCCGGGAACUAACAACAACACAAAGGCUCUUUUAAGAGCCACCACAUCCUCCAGUAAAGAGCUCUCUGCCUCACACAUCACACCAGAUAAAAUGAAUAAAUAUUGAAUGGUGAAGGGGUAAAUAAUGGAAA
Messenger RNA from Mugil cephalus (flathead mullet), 790 nucleotides. RefSeq names its product histone H1-like. The record is from RefSeq and is a predicted model, not a curated record. The transcript has a single exon. Gene Ontology annotation, molecular function: structural constituent of chromatin; DNA binding. Gene Ontology annotation, cellular component: nucleosome. The coding region runs from base 45 to 650 and encodes 201 amino acids. NCBI's taxonomy places the organism in Eukaryota, Metazoa, Chordata, Actinopteri, Mugiliformes, Mugilidae. Gene Ontology annotation, biological process: nucleosome assembly.